Molecule: messenger RNA, 1268 nt
Organism: Etheostoma spectabile (orangethroat darter)
Lineage: Eukaryota; Metazoa; Chordata; Actinopteri; Perciformes; Percidae
Gene: lamp3
Product: lysosomal associated membrane protein 3
Exons: 7
Coding region: 99-971 (290 amino acids)
Biological process (GO): establishment of protein localization to organelle
Cellular component (GO): lysosomal membrane; late endosome membrane; plasma membrane
Source: RefSeq, a predicted model, not a curated record
AUUUGAGGUGUGAGUUCAGAGCUGAGAGAGCUGGUGGUGUCUGGACCCGCCCUCCUGUGAAACUUCACUUCCUCUGCACGGCUCAUUUAGGUGUUACAAUGUUCAUCAGUUUCACAUUUACAAGACAAUCCACAGCUGCAGCACUCACACUGCACUCUAAUACCAUCUACUUUUUCUUUUCUUUUUACUUUUCUGUACUUACCAUGAUGCUAAGGGUUCACGCGUGUGGGUGGUCUCUUUUCUUCCUCACCGCUGUUAUUCCAGAUGUCCACCUCCAGAGAAAUGACCACUCUGUCCCGCCUGCCUCGGAGUUCUCCUCUGAGGUGCAGAUAUACCGGCCGGUGAUGCACCCCUCUGAGGGCGUUCCUCUAAUAGGGACCUACAUGUUGAAAAACCUUGUUGGGAAACCUUGUAUCAAAGCCACCAUGGGAGCAGAGUACAUUAUCAUUGAAAAGAAGAAGACUUGGUAUUUCAACCUGGACCCCUCCAGAGUCACAGCCGGUGGUUACUGUGGCAAAGAAGCUGCUGUUCUCUCUCUCACGCUGCCAGACAAUGCCGCCAGUCUGCAGUUCACCUUCAAAAAGGAAGAGAAUAUUUUCUACGUCGACAAAGUGACUGUUCACGUGUCUCCUCUGCCUGUCUGCCAAGGAUGUGCCAAUAAGACCUACUCAGGUUUGGUGGUCGAUGAAAAGCUGUUCGCAGCAGCUACUGGACAGAGCUUCAAGUGCAAAUCUGAGAAUCUGCUUUUGAUGUCAUCAGAGCUGAGGAUCAAGUUGGUCCGUCUGCAGAUGCAGGCCUUCAAUCUGACCCAAGGACAGUACGGAAAAGGGGUGGAGUGUUGGGCCGACUUUAGCGAGCGAGCUAUCCCCAUCAUAGUCGGGGCCACGGUGGUGGGUCUCAUUCUGAUCGCUGUGCUGACCUUCCUGUUCAUCAGAGACCGCCGCCGCAGAGAAGGAUAUGACAGGCUCUGAAAACUGGGUGAAGAUAUACUCCGUCUGAUAAGAUUUUUCAUAAUUUAGGCCUUCUUAGUGUUACAAAAAGUUCUUAAAAGUGCUCACCUUAACUUGAAAGUCUUUUUUUGCUCCUGGAAUUCUUCUAAUAAUAGAGAAGAGGUCUGAUAUGUCUAUUAAUAUAACUAUAAAUGCAAACAAUGUUGUUACUUUUAUUUAUUUGACUAGUCUUUGUUUGUUUGUUUUUAAAUAUAUUAUUUUCCAUCUUCCAUUCUGUUGUAUUUGAAUUAUAUUCUGCAUUUUAUUUCACUUUCAUUC